AUGGCGAGCGCAAUUCUGGAUUUUCCCAAUCUGCCCGCAGCGGUUCAGCAACAAAUAUUGAACGGCCCGUCAUUGAUGCCGCCAAAGGGUGUUAUCCCCAACUUCACAAACCCUUCGAAUAGAAAUCGUGAGGCCAUCAUAGUUGGUGCUGUCUGCUUAGCCCUCUCGACAGCAGCGACUCUUGGUCGCAUAUACUCACGAAUCUUCAUUACGAAAAAGGUAGAAUUACAAGAUUAUCUCGGUCUAAUUGCAUACGUAGCAUUCGUACUUCUGACUUGGGUCUUCUAUGAUUUCUUGCAUAGAAGCGGAUUCUAUGUUCAUCAGUGGGAUAUAGUCUAUAAAACAAUGCCUGAAAUAGCCAAGAUCCUCACAUUUGGACUCACUAUAAGCUAUUCCGCCGCUCUACUCUUCGCAAAGACGGCCAUAUUGAUUGAGUGGGUGCAGAUAUUCUCGCCUCAUCGUACCCACGCCUUCUUCUACUGCUCCGCCAUAACGUGUCUCCCACACGAGAGCAUUUGGCAGCCAUGGGUCAAAGGUAAAUGCAUCGACCGCAAAGCUCUUGGUGUAUUCACAGCCAUCUUCAAUGUCAUCAUGGACUUGCUUAUAUUGCUUCUUCCACAACGUAUAAUUUGGACUUUGCGAAUGACAAUGGCACGAAAGAUUGGUAUCUCCUUGGUCUUCUCUGUUGGAGUACUGGCUAUAGUAUGUGCGGCAGGCAGAGUCGCUGUAACAUUUGGCAUUGAAUACGAUGGUGACGCGACAUACACCGUAUCUCCCAUCUUGAUGUGGACUCUUCCCGAGGUUACAUGUGUGCUACUGAUCUUCUGCCUACCUGUUAUUCCUAAGAUAUUUACCGAGCGAGGCCCCUUAUUCAGUAUGAUUUUAUACGCACGCUCCUGGACUCGUAUAUCAACCAGAGGAAAUCAAAAACCUUCCAAGUCUGGAGAAGGUAGGAACGAAUGGUCCAACGGUGCUGGUUUGCAACAUGGAGCUGGUCCAAAUGAAAGUGGCCAAUCUACAAGCAUAACUGAACUGAAACUUAUCAGAAGCGAGUCCCGCAAAAGUGAUGCGCACUCGCUCGAUGAGCAGCCACCACCGAUACCAAAACCUCAUCAACCUUCACAUGGGACAAUUAUUAUGACCACUGAGGUUGAACAACGAGAUUGUGCGGCUUUGAAGUCCUCGGGCGACAGCUUAGUUGAGCGUCAACACCCGUGGAUGAAUACCUCCCAUUAA
Botrytis fragariae is the source of this 1236-nucleotide messenger RNA. RefSeq lists its product as uncharacterized. The record is from RefSeq and is a predicted model, not a curated record. NCBI's taxonomy places the organism in Eukaryota, Fungi, Ascomycota, Leotiomycetes, Helotiales, Sclerotiniaceae. Bases 1 to 1236 code for a protein of 411 amino acids. The transcript has 5 exons.